CUCUGUAGGUCAUUCUUUGGGCUCUUUUACAUUCCUAUCCCUCUUUGGGAUCUCUGUAGGUAAUUAUGUAUGUUCUCUUAUAUUUACACCCCUUUAUAAGGUCUCUGUAGGCCACUCUGUAAGUUCUCUUAUAUUUCCAUCCCUCUGUGGAAUCUCUGUAAAUCAUUCUGUAAGUUCUCUGCCUACCGUGUGCAUCAUUCUCAGUUCUGCCUACACUCAGCUGCAUUCUUUCUGAUUUUCUUCUCUAUACUUCAUUUCCACUGUUUUGAACUUUUAUUGCUUGCUCUCACUUCUCAGUCCAAAUGUAGGUAUUUUUUCUGGUGUUUAUUUCUGAGCAAGCUUAGUCAAUUCCAGUUUCUUUCAUUGCCUCCCUUGUCUACAUAUUUCAGCUUGUCAUUCCUCACCUCCGUGUGUUCUAAUCUAAGCUUUGUCUUUCUCUUAACAUUCCUGUAUCCCAAGUGUUUUCUUAUCUGUACGACUUGGCCACAAUGGUUUUGGUCACUAAGACUAUUUUACUGUGGCUGAUUGGAUUUUUGGGUCUGCAAGGGCAGGCCCAGCACCUGAACUUGAUUCAUGAGUCACAAGGGAAUCAAACAUUGGUCUUGGAAAUCAAUGCAACCAUUCGUAAAUUAAUGAAUGCUAGCCACGAGGAAACCGCCUUCCAAAACACAAAUGAAACAAGACGUCUUAACCGUUAUGGUGAAAAGGUGAAACUCAUAAUUAAGCAAGAAAAUUUGGUGAAGAAAUUAAAUUUUAAAGGAUCCAAAAAUUCAAGUACCAACCGCUGUGGUGACAAGUGCUGCCCGGGUUGGACUGUAGCCCUAAAGACUGGAACGUGUACACGAGCUGUGUGCACCCCAAAAUGUAAAAAUAGGGGUGUAUGUAAGAAACCACAGAAGUGCGUCUGUAAGAUUGGCUUUGAGGGGUCUUAUUGUGAGAGACGAAAUUCUGCAUUAUCUACAAGAUCAUCAACGGUGGAAAAAGUCAACACCUUUACCCCAACAUCUCUGAAAAUAAUGACUGAAUCCCAGGAUGUAAAGGACAGUUCAGGAGAUCCGAGUUCUGCAGAACCCCCUAGAUUUCAAUCACAAUUUCAAUUUUUCACAACAAUAUUGCCGACUACAACUACUGAGCUGGCCUUGCCCACAGUGGCCUCAGACCUGAAGUCAAGUGAUAGCCAGAUAUUCAAAGACUCGCCUAGGAAUGGCACGUUUCUGAGCUGGCAGCCACUCACGGUGCAUGAGCUGAAGUCCAUUCUGCAGAGGAAGGGGUUUGCAGCAAAGGAUAAGAUGACCACUUUACUUACAAAACAUUUGGAAACACAGAAGACUCAAACAGCCAAAGAGAAUGAGAAAGGGAGACCGCGGACCCCCAAUGCUAUACGCACCCCGAAAGGAGAAUUUAAUAUUCACAGGCAGAUCCAGAAUAGUGCCUCUGGACAGGUGGAGAAGGUCAGAGUCAUGUUCACACCUAUGAUCUGCCGCGUGCACUGCGUGGGGGACCGCUGCAGGAACCAGUGCGAAAAAGGGAACAUGACCACGGUCUACAGCGACGAGGUCGCCAAGAACAAUGGGGAGAACGGAUUUCGAGCCUUUCUUUGCCCUAUGCUGUGCAAGAAUGGUGGUGUAUGUAUAAAGAAGGACCAGUGUUUGUGCCCACCGAACUUCACAGGGAGAUUUUGCCAAAUUCCGUUAUCUCCAGGAAAUGGGAUAGCUGCUUAUACCAUAAGGAACAGCAGCGAGGGGCAGAAUUCACAAAUGAAAUCUGUGCACACUUUGCCUUUAUCCAACCACCAGCCAGAAAAAGACGGCCUUAUUUCUGUUGUGAAUGUCCACGUUAAACACCCUCCAGAAGCCUCUGUGAACAUCCAUCAGGUGGAGAAAGUAGAUGGUCCUGAGGGCCAGGCAAAUGGCGGAAGCAGGGUUGCUUCACCAAAUCAGAGGAUCAGAAUCCCUAUACAUAGAGUACAGGCUCAGAGUAGUCCCAGAAUCAAUGGCUACUCAGAAACAUCUGGCUAUGUGUACUGCUUCAGACGACUAGACAAUGGACAGUGCGCAUCACCUUUCCCCGGCCUGAUGACUCAGGAAAUCUGCUGUCGGGGUUCUGGAGUAGCUUGGGGCAUCCAUGACUGUACCCCCUGCCCCGGAUACCAAGAUGGGGCCGUAGUUGGCAUUUUUUCAGAAUCCUCCUGUCCUAAGGGAUAUAGCAGAAGCAAUGGAACAUGUAUUGAUAUUGAUGAGUGUAAAGAUCCAUCCUUUUGUCAAAAUGGAAAAUGCAUCAACACUAGAGGGAGCUUUUCCUGUAUGUGCAAAGAAGGAUAUCUUCUGGAUGCCUCACGAAGCAGCUGUAUAUCCCAUCAUGUGAUCUCAGAAGUUAAGGGCCCCUGUUUCCGGAUUUUGAGGGAAGGUGGUUGCUCUCUCCCUAUCCUCCGCAACAUUACCAAACAGAUCUGUUGCUGCAGUCGCGUGGGCAAAGCUUGGGGCAAAGCAUGUGAAAGCUGCCCUUCCUUUGGUACAGAUGCUUUUAAGGAGAUCUGCCCUGCUGGGCCUGGAUACCAUUACUCUGCAUCAGACCUGAAAAUCAACCACCGUUUUGUGGGACAUGAUCAGGCCAUAGUACCAGUACAGCGUCAAGCUGGAUCCAGGACGUCUGUAACCACUGCAACUCCACCCCAGAGGCCCGUCACAAGUCGUCUCAUUGUGGAGGACAGGAGGCCUGAUAGAGAACAGACCGGAGUGCAAGUCCCGGACCAAAGGAUAACUGACAGAAUACAGAUUUAUCGACCAGACAGGACACAAAUACAGAUAAACAGACCUUCGGUUACAAUUGAAAGACUUUCUCCUACCUCUCCACCAGAAGGUGUGGACACUGAGGUAGAGGCCCCAUCUCAGGAGUCGAAGUUGUGUGAGCUGAACCCACAGAUCUGCGGUCCUGGGCGCUGUGAACCACGUCCUGCUAGCUACACCUGUGUAUGUAACAACGGUUAUUGGUUGAGCACGCAGGGCACCCACUGUAUCGACAUGGAUGAAUGUCGGCAAAGGCCGAGUCCUUGUGCCAAUGGGCGAUGUGAAAACACCAUUGGCAGUUACCGAUGCGCAUGCUCUGCAGGUUUCAGCACCAAUCCACAAGGCACAGAGUGUACAGACAUUGAUGAGUGUAACAGCGGACAACAACUCUGCACCAAUGGAAGGUGCGAGAACACACCUGGCAGUUACCGGUGUGUCUGUCCAUCGGGUUUCAGCCUUAACGCACAGAGCAAGACGUGUGUAGACAUUGAUGAGUGCCGCCUGACUCCAAGACGCCUGUGUCUGAAUGGCCGAUGUGAGAACACACCUGGAAGUUACCGCUGCGUCUGUCUGCCAGGGUAUACCGCCAACGCACAGGGCACCGACUGCCAAGACAUCGAUGAGUGUCGACAAACACCGCGUCCUUGUGGAUCAGGCAGAUGCCUAAAUACUCCUGGCAGUUUCCGGUGCUCUUGUCCUGUUGGUUACAGGCUGAAUCCACAAAGCAAUGACUGCAUUGACAUCAAUGAGUGUGAGAAUCCCGGAGCCUGCGCUGGUCAAGAGUGUGUCAAUACACCAGGGUCAUUUCAAUGUCGCCAGUGCCGCCUCGGGUACAGACUCCAGAACCGGCGUUGUGUGGAUAUCAAUGAGUGUCAGACCGAAUCCACUUGUGGGCCAAGUGGCAAAUGUAUCAACACUGAUGGCUCUUUCAAAUGCGAAUGUGUGCCAGGCUUCCGUCUGAACAGCGAUGGAACUCGGUGUACAGACAUUAAUGAAUGCCUGGAAGGGGAAUACUGUUUUCCACGUGGUGAAUGCCAGAACACAGAGGGCUCCUAUAGAUGUGUGUGUGCAGAGGGCUUUGUUACCAGUCCUGAUGGAUCGUCAUGUGUUGAUAUGGAUGAAUGUCUGCAGGGAACAUUCUGCCAAGGGGGCCGGUGCACCAAUACCGUUGGGUCAUUCCAAUGUGCUUGCCCUACAGGACUUCGAGCCACUGCAGACAAAGUCAACUGUGCAGAUAUUGAUGAAUGUCAGGAGAGAGGGUCAUCUAUCUGUGGAAGUCAAACCUGUGAAAACACACUGGGAUCCUAUAAAUGUAUAGCCGUUUGUGAUGCUGGGUACAGGUUGACUUCAUCUGGUGACUGUGCCGAUAUCAAUGAGUGCGCCAAUUCAACUGUCUGCGGAGAAAAUGCCAUCUGUGAGAAUCUGAUUGGCUCUUACCGAUGUACAUGUAACUGGGGUCAUGAAAUGUCCAGUGAGGGACAAAAUUGCGUGGAUAUAGAUGAGUGUUUGGAAUAUGGGGAUUCCAUCUGUGGGUCUUUGCGAUGCCAGAACACCCCAGGAUCCUACAAGUGCGUAAGCGACUGUGAGCCUGGCUAUCAGUUGUCAUUAUCAGGGGACUGCACAGAUGUUAAUGAAUGUGAGACUCUACAAGGUGUGUGCGGGACAGCUCUAUGUGAAAACGUUGAAGGUUCCUUCCUUUGCAUUUGUCCAAAUAGCGAUGAAGAGUUUGAUCCAAUGUUUGGAAAAUGCAUACGAACGGCGAGUGCUGCACGACCUGCCUUUCCAAGCCAUUCUGGAGCUUCCCGUGUGGACUUUGUACCAACCUCAGGCUUAAAGGAAUGUUACUUCAACCUAGAGGACCCCAAUGUGUGUGAGAAUGUGCUCUCCAGAAAUGUCAGCCAGGCUGAAUGUUGCUGCACUGUUGGCAAAGGCUGGGGUCAGGGCUGCCAGAUUCAGAGAUGCCCCAGCAUGGAAUCAGCGGAAUACCGAAGACUGUGUCCAGAGGGAGUGGGCUUUUUUGCAUCAGGACAAGAAUACAGAGAUGUUGAUGAAUGCAAGCUAUUUAGUCCAGAAAUAUGUAAAGGAGGGGUCUGUCUCAACAAGUCUCCACUGUUCGCCUGCUACUGCCCUAAUGGAUAUUACUAUGAUGGUCAUCGCAUGGAGUGUGUCGAUAAUGAUGAGUGCCAGGAGGAGGAUGUCUGUGAAGGAGGCAUCUGUGUGAACACAGUGGGAUCUUAUUUCUGUACAUGUACCCCUCCACUGGUGCUCGAUUCUUCCCAGAGGAGAUGUGUCACCAAUACCAGCCAAGCCAUAGAUAACAAUAUAGCAUUGUGCUGGCAAGCAGUCGGUGCCGACUUGGUGUGUAAGCGCCCCCUACUGGACAGACAGACUACAUACACUGAUUGCUGCUGUCUAUAUGGGGAAGCCUGGGGGAUGAGCUGUGCCCUGUGCCCAGCAAGGGACUCAGAUGAUUUCGAGGCCUUAUGCAACGUUCUGAGAUCUCCAGGAUAUGGUAGUCCAGGAUCUCCUCCAGUAGACCCUUAUGAAUAUGGGUCAGAAUACGGAGCAGGCUAUGGUGUCCCAUAUGGAGCUGACUCAUUCCCCAAUCCCCCUCCUAGAGUGGUAAGACCAGGAUAUGAAGCUUACCCAGCACCUCCUGGAGUAGGAUUUGGCCAACGUCCCCCACCUUAUGGUCCUCGGGAUCCAGUGUAUAGCCUUCCUCCUUACGAGUCUCCAGACUUUGAGUCAGAUAUUUCCUAUCCAGAUUCUGGUAUAGAUGAACUAAGACCACCGUUCCGAAGACCAGAAAGUCCAUAUGACCCACGUCUGCAACCAUCUCCACCUCGCUCCAGGCCUAGGAGUCCUACCACUUCUAGGGUAGGAUUGGAAGAUGGGCGCAGACCUCAGCCAUGGCGACCUGGCGGACGUGACUUAGACAGCUGGAGAGCAGGCCUGAGAGAGGCAUAUGAUGACCGUUAUGAACAAUUUGAAGGACUACAAGCCGAGGAGUGUGGAAUCCUCAAUGGCUGUGAAAAUGGUCGGUGUAUCAGAGUUCCUGAGGGCUACACCUGUGACUGUUACGAUGGGUACAGGCUGGAUAUGACAAGAAUGGCCUGCAUUGAUAUAAAUGAAUGCGAUGAAGCUGAGGAUCUUUCUCUGUUGUGCCUGAACGGGCAGUGCCGUAACACCGAUGGCGCAUACGAGUGUAUCUGUCCCCGUGGAUUUGUCCUGUCCCCACAGAACUACUGUGUCCCCUCCCAGCAAUAAAUCCGUCCACUCCUAGGAGAACCAAAGACUUCCUGCAGGGGGCUGUUCUAUGUCCACAUCAUUGUGGGGACCAGGGGAUUGCAUGGAAAAUCCAGAGGAAGAUAUUUAUUUGUCUGUAUAUAUUGCCAGGUGACUAUUGGUCUCUUUAGUGCAGUCAGUGGUGGGCAACCCCUGAAAGUUUUUCUUUUUUUGAAUCUUAAUCUAUAUACUAUUUUACUUGUAAAAUGUGGGACUUUGUCCUCCCAUGUGUUGCCCACUGAUGUUUAUUUUCUGUCUUGAGGACAUUGCAAAUGAGAAAAAUUUUUGUAUUUUACAGUCACUACUAGCAAGCUUAUAUAAUGUUCCGUAAAUGCAAGAGUCAAACAGUUUUUUUUAAUAAAACAGUGUAGG
Molecule: messenger RNA, 6443 nt
Organism: Rana temporaria (common frog)
Lineage: Eukaryota; Metazoa; Chordata; Amphibia; Anura; Ranidae
Gene: LTBP4
Product: latent transforming growth factor beta binding protein 4
Exons: 34
Coding region: 489-6053 (1854 amino acids)
Molecular function (GO): calcium ion binding; transforming growth factor beta binding
Source: RefSeq, a predicted model, not a curated record